AUGCAACGUACACAAUCAUCAUUAACGGAUAUAUUAUGGUCAUCUCAUAAAGAUUUUUACGGUUAUGUGGUAGAUGGUAAUCUAUAUAAUUUUGAAAUUGAUUGGGUAUCGUCAAAUGAUAAUGAUUAUUUUAAUGAUAGAAUAAAAAAUUAUAUUAAAGAUUAUUUGAAUGAACUUUCAUCACUUAAAAGAGUCUAUGAAACAGAUCUUCAGAAAAACUUUAACGACUUAAUAGCUAAUUUAUUAAAUGCAUAUGAUGAUUCUACAUUAUUACAAUAUAAAAAUACAGUUGGUUCGUCUUAUUUAGAAUCAAAAUAUUCUCCUGAUUGUACAUUUAUUUUUAAAAAUAUCGAUGUUAGUAAUGAAUGUUUACAAGAUUUUGUUGUUUGUCUUGGUGAAUUAAAAUGUCCGGAUCAGUCUAUGACAGAGACAAAAUGCAUUGGUCAAUUAUUACAAUAUUUACGUAUAUUAUUAAGAAAACAAGCCCGUCCAAAAAUCUAUGGUUUUCUGUUAAAUUCUAAAGAUAUAAAAUUUUAUUAUGUUGAACGAAGACAAAAUUCUAGUGACUAUAAUUAUUAUCAAAGUAAAAGUUUCCAAAUAUAUGAUUCUUCAUUUGAAAAAUUGCCAAUUAAUAAUAGACAAAAAAUAACAACAAAUGAAAAAUCAAAAAAAAAAUUUCAUUAUUGUGAAGAUACAUGGAAAAUAUUUACAAAAUUUUUAAUAAUGAAUAUGAAUUUUUAUCGAUAUGAAACAUUAAAUAUAGAUCCAUGUGAUAAUCAAUUAAAUAAAUAUUUGAUUACAAAUAGAUUAGGAUAUGGGUUAACAUCAAAAGUAUAUUUAUUAAAUGAUAAAGAAAAUAAUAAUGAAAAUCAACAAACAAAUAAUAAUAAUAAAAGAAAACAAGAAAAUAAUACUAAUGACAUAAAAAGUCGUGUAAUAAAAAUUUCAAAAAACAAUGGAUAUUCAUCAGAAUUUUUAAAUGAAUUAAUGAUAACAAAAAAAUUAAAAGAAAAAGAUAUACAUAAGUUUGAAUCAUUUUUUCAAGAAAUUAUAUAUUCGUCACCAACAGGUAAUUAUUUGAUAUUUAAUAAUGAAUUACAAAAAUUAGCAUCAUUAUCAUUAACUCAAUCGGAAAAUCUUAUUGAUAUAAUUGAAUAUUUAUAUGAUUCUAAUAUUAUUCAUCGAGAUAUACGUCCAAAUAAUUUAAUGUCGGAUAAAUCUGGUCAAUAUAUAAAAUUAAUUGAUUUUGGAUUUGCUUUUACAUUGGAUAUUAAUGAUAAAUCAAAAGAAUUACCAAUAGCAGGUACAAUAACAUAUGCUAGUUAUGAAUUUUUAAAUUUUUGUUCAAAAAUCGAACAUAAUACAUUUUGGUCUCCAUCUUAUCGUUAUGAUAAAACAUUUGAUUUAAAAUGUGUAUUAACUAUUAUUAUCUAUAUGAUUAAUGAGAAUGUUCAAGCUAAAUUAAAUUCAAUUGAAGAAUUAUUAUCUACUAAAGAAAAGAUACCAAGAUUAUUAGAAUUAUGGGAAAAUGUUAAAAAUAAAAAUACAAAAUAUUCAAAGUUAUUAAAUACAAUAAAUAAAUUAACUAAAUCAUCAGAUUUUCAGACAUUAAAAGAUCAAUUAAAAGAACUUUAUAACAAAAAAAUUCAAUAA
Rotaria sordida is the source of this 1653-nucleotide messenger RNA. The record is from the annotation of a GenBank genome assembly. NCBI's taxonomy places the organism in Eukaryota, Metazoa, Rotifera, Eurotatoria, Philodinida, Philodinidae.